This is a messenger RNA of Kluyveromyces lactis, 2601 nucleotides long. It is a transcript of the gene GPR1, whose product is annotated as Gpr1p. Gene Ontology annotation, molecular function: G protein-coupled receptor activity. Lineage: Eukaryota; Fungi; Ascomycota; Saccharomycetes; Saccharomycetales; Saccharomycetaceae. Gene Ontology annotation, biological process: adenylate cyclase-activating G protein-coupled receptor signaling pathway. Gene Ontology annotation, cellular component: plasma membrane. The coding region runs from base 1 to 2601 and encodes 866 amino acids. The transcript has a single exon. The record is from RefSeq and is a predicted model, not a curated record.
AUGAUUGAGGAUCUUUUAGACCCAACUAGCACGACGGUGGUUACUUACACACAUUAUGCCAGGAUCGCUGCGUUCAAGGACCUGAAUACAACGACCGUGAAUCAGGUAUUGGGAUUACCAGGGCUUUUUUCAACAUUCAACGCUCCGCAACUUCGGAAGCUCAGGAUAUCCGCAAUUUCUGCUUCUGUGGCAUCUAUCUUCGCAUGUAUAAUAGGAUUAUACCUACUAACAUCGAUAGAUAGGCGACGGAAAGUGUUCAGACAUCAUUUAAUUUUUUACCUUUUAGUUUGUGACUUUUUGAAAGCUAUUGUAUUAUUGAUUUAUCCAGUGGUAAUAUUAAGACACAAUGAAAUAUAUGGAACCCCAGCAUUCUACAAUACUGUAGGAUGGCUCACUGCUUAUGCUAUCGAGGGAGCAGAUAUUGCCAUUUUUGUCUUUGCGCUGCAUUUCGCCAUUCUUAUCUUUAAGCCCAACUGGAAAUGGAGAAAUAAUAACACGGGGAAUUUGGAAGGGGGCUUCUUCAAGUGGAGAAAAUUCAUAUACCCAUUCACUGCUUUGACACCGACCGUGUUAGCUAGUCUAGCCUUCAUUAAUUUCAGCAGUUAUAACGAAGAUGUCAUCGAAGCUGACACCAACGUUGUGUUAGACAAUAACAAUUACAAUUUUGAAUUCCAAGCAAAGAUGGGGGGUUAUAAACCUUUAAGCGCAUGGUGUUACUUACCACCAGUUCCAAUAUGGUAUAAACUAGUCUUGAGCUGGGUGCCUCGAUAUUUUAUCUUCUUGACGAUUUGCACAAUAUACAUCAGCAUCUACGUCUUUGUUAACAGAGAAAGUCGAAAGAUCAAAUCAGAAAUCAAAGGAUUCCAACACUCGGAAGACAAUCAUGUUAAUUUUUUCAACAGGAAGCCAUCACUUAACAUUGCUUUGAAUGUAAUAAAUGGUUCUGCUAUUGGAAUAAAAUAUUGUUUCAAGAGAUUCGUUUCGUUUUUACGUAACUUUUUCUUUCUCGAAUUGUUUGAUGAUACUGAAAGCCAAAAACACAAUUUAUCAGCAGCGGGCGGUCGACAGCGUGCUGGCACGCCAGGCCUACCUUCAGUGAAUGAUUUGGAUAUAGGGCUAUCUAACAGAUAUGAGUAUAGCCCAGAUGAGGUUGACAUUGAAGACGGAUACAAUAAUAAUAGUAAUAACGGUUUACAUUUGUUUGAAUAUUCUAAUCUUCCGAUUGCCAGUCAUGACGGAAGUGAAGAUUUAAACAAAAAUCGUAAACCAGACAGCCUUACACCAGCGAAACCUCAAGUUGCUCAGUUUCGGCAACCCGCUAACUCCUAUGCUUCUGCAAGAUGUCCUCCGAGCAUCCCAUUACAAACUUCUUCCUCUCCGAAUGAUGUGCCCAAUGUGUCGAAACAUAGUACAAAUACCGUUGAUAACCAAGCGAUGGGAACAGAAGUGGAUAUUGAAAAAAUGGAACAUCUUCCAGGGAAAGAUGUCACAGGCAUAAAGCAUAAGUUCCAAUCUGAAAUGUAUGCGCAUUUUAAAAAUCGGAGGGAUCAGAUUAGGAGGCAACUUAAAUCGAUAUUUGUGUAUCCUAUGGCCUAUUUAUUACUUUGGCUCUUCCCAUUCAUUGUAGACUGUUCUCAGUACAGCUACGAAAUCUACAAUGGCCCUAUUGUAUGGUUGGCUUACAUUGCUACGUUCAUGCAACCGUUGAAUGGUGUUGUUGACGUGGCGGUUUUCCUGUACAGGGAGCAGCCUUGGAGAUAUUCUUGGGGUUUAAUUCAUUUCAAAGAACUAAUCAGUAAAUACAGGCUCAAGGGAGAAAUCGGUGAGGCAGACAUCUUAAGUAUGUGCGAAAGUGAACUUGGAAGACGUGGAUGGUACUAUAGAGGAAGAUGGGUAAAAGAAGAAUGCUGGAAAUAUAAACCUCAGUUAUGGAAACGUACAUACUGGUAUGUCCACAGAACAGUAAUCGGAUUAUGGAGGCUUGAUUUGAAUUUCGAGGACAACUGCUUAGAUAGAGAUUAUUGGGAUUCGUAUUAUGGAAAUCAUGCUAGUAAUACAAUGUCAAUGUCUACAACCAACAAGCUCAAGCUGUUUCCUGUACUGCAUCAAAGUUUAUCUUCAUCGACAGGAAGUAGUGAAAACGGCAUAGAUCCAUAUAAGAGGAAAUUCAAAGUGCCUUUAAUGUGGAGAAUCUUUCAUAAACUUCCUCUACAAGAAGGUAUUGACCUUGAUGAAUUAGAUCGUUAUCUCAAGAUGAAAAACAGAUAUGACGACUUUAUUAUUCCAGGGUUGCAAUUCGCGAUUGACCAGAAUACGAGCAACAACAAUAAUUCUCUAUUUAAACCCAAUUACCUUCUUUCGAGCAGUUCCAAGGAAAAGGAACCAACAAGUGACAUUUCUCCUAGUAAACAUUCCUCCAUCACCGAAACACCAUUACAAGGAUCACUCAAUUUUGGCAAUGUGGCAAAUAUGAACUUUGCUGAUGUUACUAAGAAUGCUAAUUUGCCAGGCGUUUGUGCGAACUCUAACCAGUCUCAAUCGUCCACUAAAGAGGAACAGUUAGAUUUAUUAUCCUUCUUGAAAGGUCCACCACCAACAUAG